Molecule: messenger RNA, 3306 nt
Organism: Xenopus tropicalis (tropical clawed frog)
Lineage: Eukaryota; Metazoa; Chordata; Amphibia; Anura; Pipidae
Gene: usp1
Product: ubiquitin specific peptidase 1
Exons: 9
Coding region: 269-2593 (774 amino acids)
Biological process (GO): regulation of DNA repair; protein deubiquitination; ubiquitin-dependent protein catabolic process
Molecular function (GO): cysteine-type endopeptidase activity; cysteine-type deubiquitinase activity
Source: RefSeq, a predicted model, not a curated record
CACUUCCUGGUCUAGUGCGUUGCACUUCCUAUCUCUUCAGCCAGAGCAGUCACGUGGCAUCGUGACGUCAGGGAUGACAUCGGAAGGUCCACUACACGGAUAGGGACUGGAGAAUUCGGAGAACUCCCGCGCUUACAGCGAUCAAGAGUACAGCGAAAAGUACACUCUGGGGAAUGGAUUAUCUGCUAAAUAGUUCUGUUUGGGGACAUUUGGUGAUCUAAAGGAUCCUGCCACAUUUUUUUUGUAUUGACCUAAAGGUGAACAGCUUAUGUAUAAAAUGCCAGGAGUCACUCACUGUGAAAGCCAAACAGUCCUAUCCAAAAGCAGCCCUCCAAGAAGGAACCGCUUGUCUUUGCGCUUUUUUCAGAAGAAAGAAACCAAAAGGGCACUGGAAUUUACUGAGACAUCAGCAACAACAGAGAGUCAAAAUGAUGAGGAGAAGGAAUCUGAGAUCAGCAGUGAUCAAGUCGUUCCAACUCCUCAGUUAUCACCGCCAUCCUGCUGUGUGAAAAAAGAAAGUCUCAUUCCAUUUGUUGGUUUGAAUAAUCUUGGUAAUACCUGCUACCUCAACAGCAUACUUCAGGUAUUGUGCUAUUGUCCUGGAUUUAAAAAUGGAAUCAAGCUUCUGUCUGAGAUUAUUUCUAAGAAGGUGGAAAAUUUAAGUAAAGAAAGAGAGCAGACACAGGACAAGGAUACUGUAAAGCAUGAGUUACCUGCAAGUUAUGAAGUUGUUUGCAGUUUGAGUUCUUUGAUUCAUUCUAUGGAACACCUACAAAUAACUUUUCUAUCAAACCCAGAAAAUUAUGAUUCUGAACUUGCUGCCCAACCAAGGAGACUUCUUAACACGCUGAGGGAGGUAAAUCCUAUGUAUGAAGGCUAUCUACAGCAUGAUGCACAAGAAGUUUUGCAGUGUAUUUUGGGAAAUAUUCAAGAGGCUUGUCAGGUUAUGAAAAAGGAAAUGCUGAUAAACUCACAGGCGAAUGAUUCCAUUAAGAAUGAGCAGGACACUGCUAAGUUGGAAACUGAGAGCAAAGGAUUAAAUGGUGGUGACAUAGAGACUGUAAAUGGCAGCUCUGCUGAAAUAACUGAAUUGGAGACAAAUGAAAAUGGCAAAAGGAAAAGUGAUAACGAGGCUGGAAAUGUAAAGAAAAGGACCAAAUUAACAAAAGAACCAUCAGCAGAAGAACAGAGAUUAACCAGAUCUAAAAGGAAGUCACUUCCAGAAAAACAGGAUAAAAGAACUGAUGCCCCCCUUAAGAGUGACAGUGGAAAUUCAAAUAAUUCACAGAAAAAAUCAAAGCUAGGGUUAAACUGGCUGAAAUCUGGUAAACAACCUAGCAUAUUAUCUAAGUUUUGUAGCUUGAGUAAACAGUCAGACUCUUCAUCCAAAUGCUCUGAAACACAAAGCAUAAAAUCCACUGAAAAAAUAUCUGAAAGAAAAAAAUCCAAAGAAAAUGGCCUCGGCAUCUUGGAAAACACCAAAAAGGGAGAAGAUACAGAAACUCUUUCAGGAAAUGUAGAAUCAAGUGGUUUUGAAUUGGUGGAAAAAAUGUUUCAAGGGAAGCUGGUGUUGCGAACCCGCUGUCUGGAAUGUGAGUCUUUCACAGAGAGGAGAGAAGAUUUUCAGGAUAUCAGUGUGCCUGUUCUAGAAAGUGAACCACCAAAACUGGAGGACUCCUCUGACAUUUCUCCUGACCCAAGGCUUGAAACAAAGACUUUAAGAUGGGCUAUAUCCCAGUUUGCAUCAGUAGAGAGAAUUGUUGGAGAGGACAAAUAUUUCUGCGAAAACUGCCAUCAUUACACCGAAGCAGAAAGAAGCCUUCUUUUUGACAAAAUCCCAGACAUUGUGACAAUUCAUCUGAAAUGCUUUUCUGCAAAUAGCUCUGAAUUUGAUUGCUUUGGUGGUCUUUCCAAAGUAAACACAGCAUUGUUGACUCCGCUGAAUUUGUCUCUUGAGGAAUGGAGUACAAAUCAAACCAAGGACCUUUAUGGGCUAUUUGCAGUGGUAAUGCACAGCGGAGUUACUAUAAGCAGUGGACACUAUACCGCUUAUGUACGAAUUCCAGAGAUAAGUGAUCUUGAAAGAGACCAUAUGAAAGCCCUUGUUGACCACAAGGAUGUUCUACAAGCUGAGCCAUUAAAUGAGGAAGAGGCACGCAUGAGUGAUGCUAAUUAUGAUGAUGGAGAAGUAUCAUUUAGAGUGAAUGGCUGUGUACCAUCAGCUUCCAAAGUGAGCAAAAAGCAAACUGAUACAGUAAGCCUUUUAGGAGGACAGAAAAGUAAACCUGACUUUCAGCAGUUACCAAACAAAACUGCUAAAUCGGAAACUGUUUUAAACUCCUUUGGGGAUAAAAGUUACAGUGCAAGCUUUAGUGUAGACCUUCAGUGUGACAAGUCAGACAAGAGGGACUGCAAAUCUGCCAAUUCAACAUUUUCUUUUUUAGAAAGCCUGAAAGAAUAUUUAGGAAAAUGGCUUCUUUUUGAUGAUUCAGAAGUAAAAGUCACAGAAGAAAAAGACUUCAUGACUGCUAUUUCCCCAAACACACUUUCAACGUCCACUCCUUAUUUGCUCUUCUACAAGAAAUUAAUUUAAAAUUUGCAGUUUUCUAAGCAAAAUGUAUAAUAUGUAUGUAACUCUUUGGAGAUUGGAUCUACGAAUGAGACUGUGUGUACAUAUGUAUAUGUAAAUAUUGUUUAUCAUAUUACAGAGCUAACACUACACUUGAGUCUUUAUCUAUAUGUAAACAUUACAGGUAAUAUCCAGUUGUCAGUCAUGUCUGCUAUCAUAUGCUCAAAUAGCUUUUUUGUGUGUGUGUGUAAUAUUCUCAUUCAUCUGUUGUCCUUUAUCCUCCAUUCACAAAGCAGUACUGAAAAUCAUGUUUGAGUGUUCUGGCACUAAGUAGAAUCGCCUGAAAUUGUUUUAACAAUACCACAUUACUACAUUGCCCACGCCUUCCCAUAAACAAUGCAUACAUUCUUUUUAGUUGUUAAGUUCUUUACAUCUCUUGACAACACUCCCUUCACCUUUUAAGCACCCGCAUAAAAAGUCAGCUGCUUUCAAAUCGAAUUGGGUUUGAUUAGAGUUAACUGCAAAACUGCAGGUGUUUCUGGAAGUGUGCCGAAAUGUUAAGAUGGAUGAAGUUUUGUAUUUAUUGUGAAAUUGUUAGUGUGCAUUGGAUUACAAAACAUACAGUACUUUGUCGUUUACAUUUGUUCAUAAUAGAUCAGUAUAAAUCAUUUUAAUAUUUUCUGAUUUUUUUUUUUCUUAUUGUAAAAUUAAUUUUAAUUAAAAAAUGUCCUAGUUUU